This is a messenger RNA of Trichoplax adhaerens, 570 nucleotides long. RefSeq lists its product as hypothetical. Gene Ontology annotation, biological process: positive regulation of transcription by RNA polymerase II. The transcript has 8 exons. Gene Ontology annotation, cellular component: nucleus; cytoplasm. Lineage: Eukaryota; Metazoa; Placozoa; Uniplacotomia; Trichoplacea; Trichoplacidae. The record is from RefSeq and is a predicted model, not a curated record. The coding region runs from base 1 to 570 and encodes 189 amino acids. Gene Ontology annotation, molecular function: microtubule binding.
AUGGCAGAAGAGACGAGUACGCAGAAUGGUAAAGCGAAAAUGGGGAAAACCUUAAUCAAAAACUGGGUAGAAGAGAGGGCAGUGUCCGAUUAUGAUAGCAAUAACGAUAUGAAGAAGGUUUUACGAAGCGGACAUCAGGGAUUAAUUACUACUACUCACGAUCAACCUAUUGCAUGUAAAACUACUAUUAAGGACUCUUAUGCUGAACCUAAGAUAACUAAAACCAGACAAGUCGGUCGCAAAUUAGAGGCCGAACAGAGAGAGCUUUAUGAAAAAUUUAGUAAAGAAGUUUAUGAAGAUUUCAAUAGACCUCCAUCACCCCCUGAUUAUACAACAUCAUUCAAAGCCCACUAUCAUAAAGACUUUGUGCCAGUUCAGCGAAAAGAAACCCAGCCUCAUGCUGUGUAUGGAGAAGAGCCGGUUUCAUUCUGGACUACUAAUCGAGGAAUUAUUCAUGGUGAAUCGCAAUCCACUGGCACAAAUGCAACAUUUCGUAAAAACGCAGCUUUCAGUACCCCAGUUACGGAAUAUAUGAAUCAACAGUUACCACAUAAAAUUCAAAACUGGUAA